AUGGAGCUUUCCGGAGUUUUCGGAGGCAACAAUGCUCUCAAAUAUCUGUCCAACUGGGGACCCAAAUGGUCACUCAUGGACGGCAACGACGCUUUGGCUUUCAUUGACAACCACGACAACCAAAGAGGCCACGGUGGAGCUGGGUCCAUUUUGACAUACAAAUCCGCAAAGCCGUACAAAAUGGCUAUUGCGUUCAUGCAAGCCUGGCCGUACGGCGUCACUCGCGUCAUGUCCAGCUACGACUUCUCUAAUACCGAUGCCGGUCCCCCAGCUGACGGCAAUGGCAAUAUCAAGGACGUGAUCAUCAACAGCGACCUCACCUGCGGCAACGGCUGGGUGUGCGAGCACCGUUGGAGGCAGAUUUACAACAUGGUGGCGUUCAAGAAGGCUACGGAAUUCACUGACGUGCUGAACUGGUGGGACAACGGAAACAACCAGAUUGCUUUUUCACGUGGAAACAAGGGCUUCAUUGCCUUCAACAAAGACUCCUACAACCUGGCUCAAACUUUGCAG
This is a messenger RNA of Gryllus bimaculatus (two-spotted cricket), 513 nucleotides long. The record is from the annotation of a GenBank genome assembly. Lineage: Eukaryota; Metazoa; Arthropoda; Insecta; Orthoptera; Gryllidae.